Molecule: messenger RNA, 1965 nt
Organism: Neltuma alba
Lineage: Eukaryota; Viridiplantae; Streptophyta; Magnoliopsida; Fabales; Fabaceae
Product: probable polyamine transporter At1g31830
Exons: 2
Coding region: 238-1656 (472 amino acids)
Biological process (GO): transmembrane transport
Cellular component (GO): membrane
Molecular function (GO): transmembrane transporter activity
Source: RefSeq, a predicted model, not a curated record
CUACCCUAUGCUUACUCCUCUUAUUCAUGUGGCUGAAACGAGACAUCAGACGUACAGGGAACCAGUAGCUCCAUCUUGUGUUCCGUAGUCUUUAGUCUCAUUAUUUUAUCUGAUUCCAUAAUACUUACCUGACCUUUCAACGUUAUAUGAUUUCUUUUCCACGAUUGCUGAUAUAGGCGCUUGGUCUUAAACGGAUCGAAGCUAAGGACCGCACCAAACACACGGGAGGUUACUGCAAUGAGGCAGCACAAUGGGAAUGACUACGUUACCGUUGAUGAAUUACCCUCCCCCACGGCAAAUAACUUGAAGAAGGUUUCGGUUCUUCCUCUCAUGUUCAUCAUCUUCUAUGAGGUUUCUGGGGGCCCUUUUGGCAUAGAGGAUACAGUCCAGGCUGCAGGUCCUCUGUUAGCCCUUCUUGGUUUCUUGGUUUUCCCAUUCAUAUGGAGUGUCCCAGAAGCUUUAAUUACUGCAGAAAUGGGUACCAUGUUCCCUGAAAAUGGCGGCUAUGUGGUUUGGGUUUCUUCUGCAUUGGGUCCCUAUUGGGCGUUUCAGCAAGGUUGGAUGAAAUGGCUCAGUGGGGUGAUUGAUAAUGCCCUAUACCCAGUUCUCUUUCUUGAUUAUCUUAAAUCAGAUAUCCCUGCUUUAGCCAGUGGCUUUCCAAGAAUUGCUGCAGCCUGGGGAUUGACAAUAGUACUCACAUAUCUGAAUUAUAGGGGUUUAACCAUUGUGGGAUGGAUUGCUAUUGUUUUAGGUGUUUUCUCACUCCUUCCUUUCGUGGUUAUGGGGUUUAUAGCGAUUCCAGACUUGAAACCUUCAAGAUGGUUGGUGGUGGAUCUAAAUAAUGUGGAUUGGAAUUUGUAUCUGAAUACUCUAUUUUGGAAUCUUAACUACUGGGAUUCCAUAAGUACUCUUGCUGGAGAAGUGGAUAAACCAAACAAAACUCUUCCAAAGGCUCUAUUCUAUGCUUUGAUCCUAGUAGUUUUAGGAUAUUUUUUCCCACUUCUAAUCGGUACUGGUGCUGUUCCUCUCAAACGCUCAUUGUGGACUGAUGGGUACUUCACUGAUAUAGCCAAGAUCAUCGGAGGAGUUUGGUUGAGUUAUUGGCUACAGGCAGCUGCUGCAAUGGCAAACAUGGGUAUGUUUGUUGCUGAGAUGAGCAGUGAUUCGUUUCAACUUCUGGGGAUGGCUGAGAGGGGAAUGUUACCUGAAUGCUUUAGCAAGAGAUCUCAACAUGGAACCCCUCUUGUAGGAAUACUUUUCUCAGCGUCAGGUGUAAUUUUACUGUCAUGGCUGAGCUUUAACGAGAUUGUUGCAGCUGAGAACUUCUUGUACUCCUGUGGAAUGAUUUUAGAGUUCAUAGCAUUCAUAUGGUUGAGGAUCAAACACCCCAAUGCAUCUCGGCCUUACAAGAUUCCAGGUGGAACAGCAGGAGCAAUUCUUUUAUGCGUACCUCCUACAAUAACGAUUGGUUUUGUGUUAGCUUUGUCCUCUCUCAAGGUCUUGGUCGUAAGCCUCAUUGCUGUGUUCAUUGGUCUCAUACUCCAGCCUUGUCUUAAAUUUGCAGAGAAAAAGGGAUGGUUAAAGUUCUCAGUCAGUUCUGAGCUCCCAGAUUUUGACAAUCGGGAGAGCAGUCAUUCUUUGAUAGAACAAAGUUGAUCCUUAUAUUAGAGAGUUUAUGCAUUAUGGAGUACGAUUCUGGUCGUGUCCAACAUUUCUGAAUGCAACUACUGUACUAUGGGAGCUUUGGCUUCCAUCAGCUGUUUAUUGCUAUAAUGGAUGGAUGGGGUGGUGGUAAUCAUCAGAAACAUGUAAACAAGUGUGUAUAGAAUACCAUGGGAAAUGGAAGUUACAGUGUCUACAGGGUCUUUGUCUAGGUUGGCUUUCCUGGUCCUCAACUGUCAUGGACAGUGUAAUUAAGUUUAAUAAUUAGCAUCUGAAUGAAAUCAUUUAAUUACUUGUGCUUCA